GCGUUUUUACCUGAGUUGUUGUCACCUGGGUAGUUUCUACACAGUUUUUGCUGACCACGGAGCUUGUCAGAUGGUUUUGUCGUUUAUUUUGUUGAUGGUUGCUACAUGUAUCUUUGUGGCAGGGUUCUGUGAUACUUCAGUAACCAGGUUCACAGCCAGCACGUUGGAUGUGUGUGAUAGAGAGGUGACUUUGAACAGUGUCAGUGCGUUGUGUGUAUUGGUCUUGGUAUAACCAGUUAGCCUGAUCCACAAUUGAAGAGGUUCAUCAUUCUUUGGGACAAUACUGUAUGAUACUUUGAUGACGUUGUGUUAGUGGAGUGAUGUACAUGCUUUGUUGAUACAUAUAAGACAUUGUUUGUUUUGUGAUCAAGCGGCCUGUUGAUAGAAUUACAGAUGCAGCUCUAGUACAUCCCGGUCAUCGUAUGAUUUGUGUGAGACAUGUGUUUGUUAUUCGUGUAUGUGAAUGAAGAACCGGAAGAGAAUGGGUACAAGUUGAUACUUGCGAGUAAUCGAGAUGAGUACUGGCCUAGACCCACAGAUACUGCUAAAUUCAGAGAUGACUCAAAGUGGAUGGGAGGUGCAGAUUUAGUACCAGGAAGAGAGGGUGGAACAUGGCUAGGUAUUUCUGCUGUUGGGAAAGUAGCUGUACUUCUAAAUAUUUUGGCAUUUCAGAAACCAGGUGCUAAAGGCAGAGGUUCAUUGGUACGAGACUUUCUCAUAGGAAAUGAAUUGUGCGAGGACUAUCUUGACAGAAUUUCGCCGUCCGUCUCACAGCAUAAUCCAUUCCACCUUCUUCUCAUAGAUCUCAAGAAUGAUUGUAACAUCCAUUGUUUGUCUUACUGUCAGGAAACACAAAGAACAAAGAAACCACCAGGUGUUGGUGCUGUGGACAACAGUAAGGAUAUAGAUGUACCUUGGAGAAAGAGAGAGGAAGGAGAGAAAAUCUUCACCAAUAUUGUCAGGGAACGCGGACACAAAGAUCAACAGGACAAACUUGUAGAAAAUAUCAUAGACUUGCUUAAUGAUAAAACACAAUAUUUUCCUGAUGAAAAAUUGGCAGAACAGUAUAAAGAUGUUGGCCUUGUCACAGAAAGUGAUCUCAUAACAGAAAGAAGUUGUAUGUUUGUUUUCUCUCCACAAGAACAAUAUGGGACAAGAACAAACACUGUUAUACUUGUGGAUAAACAUGGAAAUUGUGACUUUAUUGAAAGAACACUUCAUACACCAGUGGAUGUUGAAAACUUGAAAUGGAGCAUGAUAGAAUAUCAGUUUAAACUGAACAGUGAUUUAUGAUCAUUCUACAUAGUGAAGUGAAUAAUUUGUAGACAUUGCAUAUUAUCUAAUAGGAAUUUUAUUGACUCUUUGUGUUCUAAUGUUUUAUACAAUACGACAUUUCUUUCAGUAGAACAGUAAUUACUGACAACAGGAGGAGAAUAUUGUCAGUGGAGAUGGAGCCAAGGAGGCGGAGCCGAGGCUGUCAGUAUAUAUUUCUUUCAAAUGUAGUCGGUAUUGCAGUCCUACUAAAAGCAAUGUCAUAUUUGUUUUGUUAUAGAAAACAGAAAAAAUAGAUAGACUUUUUGAUAUGCAGGUUACACAAAUCAGUUUAGAAAAUGACUUGGAAAAAUAGUUCCAGUCUAUUUAACAUGUUUAAGGCAUUUACAUCAUGAGCUGAUAUACCUUAAGAAUGCUGAAUAAUCCCUGGUAUUUCUGGCAGUUAAACUGCCCAAUACCGGUAUAUUGAGUGUGUGUUUUACAUAAAAUAGGUCAAAUAACAACAGUAGUUUUGAUAUAAAAUGUAGGGAUAUCUAACAUUGAUACAACAGGAGGUUUGCAAUGAGGCAUAAUAGUAACAAUUGAUGAUGACGUUUUUCUUUUUUUAGCUCACUUACUGUGAUCGCUCGAUGUUCGUCAUCCUUCGUCUGUCAACAUUUAGCUUGUGCAUGCAAUAGAGGCUGUAUUUUUCAAUUGAUCUUCAUGAACUUUGAUAAGGAUGAUUGCCAUGAUAAAAUCUAGGUUAUGUUCGAAAAUGGGUCACCUGGGGUCAAAAACUAGGUCACUAGGUCAAAUCAAAGAAAAACAUUGUGUACGCAAUAGGGACUGCAUUUUACACCUGAUCUUCAUGAAAUGUGAUGAGAAUGUUUGUCUGGAUGAAAUCUAGGAUGAGUUCAAAUAUGGGUCAUCUGGGGUCAAAAACUAGGUGACUCGGUCAAUUCAAAGAAAAACGUUGUGUACGCAAUAGGGGCUGCAUUUUACACUGGAUUUUCAUAAAAUUAAGUCAGGAUGGUUGCCUUGGUGAAAGCUAGAUCAAGUUCGAAUAUGGGUAAUCUGGGGUCAAAAACUAGGUCGCUAGGUCAAAUCAAAGAAAAACUCGUGUAUGCAAUAGGGACUGCAUUUUACACAAGAUCUUCAUGAAGUUUGAUCACAAUGUUUGUCUGGAUGAAAUCUAGGUCAAGUUUGAAUAUGAGUCAAUCGGGGUCAAAAAAUAGGUCAUCCAGUCAAAUAAAGAAAACCUUGCAUAUGAGAUUGAGGCUGUAUUUUUAUCCCCCCCCCCUUCGAAGAAAGAGGGGUAUAUUGUUUUGCAGAUGUCCGCCGGUCGGUCGGUAUGUAGACCAAUCCGUUUCCAGAUGAUAACUCAAGAAUGCUUGGGCCUAGGAUCAUGAAAGUUGAUAAGAUGGUUGGUCAUAACCAGCAGAUGACCCCUAUUGAUUUUGAGAUCAGUAGGUCAAAGGUCAAGGUCACAGUGACCCAGAAGAGUUAAACGGUUUCCGGAUGAUAACUCAAGAACGCUUAGGCCUAGGAUCAUGAAAGUUAAUAGGGUGGUUGAUCAUGACAAGCAGAUGACCCAUAUUGAUUUUGAGAUCAGUAGAUUAAAGGUCAAGGUCACAGUGACCCAGAACAGUCAAACGGUUCCCAGAUGAUAACUCAAGAACGCUUAGGCCUAGGAUCAUGAAAGCUGAUAGGAUGGUUGAUCAUGACCAGCAGAUGACCCCUAUAGAUUUUGAAAUCAGUAGGUCAAAGGUCAAGGUCACAGUGACCCAGAACAGUUAAACGGUUUCCGGAUGAUAACUCUGUCUGUGACAGGGUGGCCACCGACUCUGGAAAACAGGGAAAACAGGGAAAAAGGCUAGAAAAAUUCCCUGAUGGAAAAAUCAGGGAAUUAUCAGGGAAUUUUUCAAAAAUUGAAAGAAAAAAUUUUAAAGCCUGUAUAAUUAUGUCUUGGCUACUGGUGGGUUCUCUUCUUCAUAAUAGUUACAUUUAUUUUAUAUAAUACAGAAUACUAUACUUAGCAAAUGCACUCACUGUUAGAUGAUUCUAAAACUGUUAUUUAUGAACUGUAAGAGAUAUGUUUUUGUUUCUAAAAUGGAGAGAAACUAAAAUGGAAUUGAGCAACCAUUGCCCCAGAGCUCAAAUACUAAUACAUUGUACUUUGAUUUUAGGUGUCCGGUCCAGUUUCUCAAGUUCAUAGUUGUAAUAGUGUAUUGAUAUAUCAUAACAUGCUCUUUGCAGGUGCUUAUC
This is a messenger RNA of Mercenaria mercenaria, 3516 nucleotides long. Its product is annotated as transport and Golgi organization protein 2 homolog. NCBI's taxonomy places the organism in Eukaryota, Metazoa, Mollusca, Bivalvia, Venerida, Veneridae. Gene Ontology annotation, biological process: protein secretion; Golgi organization. The transcript is spliced from 10 exons. Gene Ontology annotation, cellular component: Golgi apparatus. Bases 439 to 1293 code for a protein of 284 amino acids. The record is from RefSeq and is a predicted model, not a curated record.